Exophiala bonariae is the source of this 696-nucleotide messenger RNA. RefSeq lists its product as uncharacterized. Lineage: Eukaryota; Fungi; Ascomycota; Eurotiomycetes; Chaetothyriales; Herpotrichiellaceae. Bases 1 to 696 code for a protein of 231 amino acids. The transcript has a single exon. The record is from RefSeq and is a predicted model, not a curated record.
AUGGCUGUCCGCACCAAGAUUGGCCUCUUGGAAAUCGGUCAAAGUCAGAAUAUACCGGAUCAGGAUUUCCUUGCGCUCAAAGAUGAGAUGGAUUUUGUCACCAUUGCACCGCUGGAUGCAUACAACGAUCAAGAAUUGGCCGCACAGUUUCAACCUUUGCUGGGUGAACUUCCAAUAAGCUCCUGCACACGAACUGGGCAACGAGUCUUGGUGUCUAGCUCAGCGUUGGUGCCAGAGCUGCAAAAGGGGGUUCAGGAGGGUGUCAAUAUAGGAUGUGCAGCAUUGCUGCUGACGUGUACGGGGCAAUUCGAUUUGGGCAACACGACGAUACCUGUCAUAAUGCCGGGAGAUCUUCUCCGCGAUCGAGUUCAGCAGUAUCAGAGUCAGAUUGAAAGGACCGCAGUCUUGGUUCCCGUCGAUGAGCAGCAAGAGCUGUUGCGGCACCGUUGGAGACUGCGACUUCCUUCCACCAUCCAAAUACAUUCAUUUACUCUUUCGCCGCAGUCCUCAUUGCUCGAGUGUCACAAUAUGGGUCAGCACCUGCUCCAGUUAGGGGUUGACACGGUCAUCAUGGAUUGUUUGGGGUAUUCUCUUGCGCAAAAAAAGGCUAUCUACGAGGUGAUUCCCAGAGUCUUCAACGCAAAAGAGGCCGCGAUGGAGUUCAUACAGUCCAGCUUGAGAAGGGUUGCAGUAUGA